Daldinia caldariorum is the source of this 2593-nucleotide messenger RNA. RefSeq lists its product as uncharacterized. Lineage: Eukaryota; Fungi; Ascomycota; Sordariomycetes; Xylariales; Hypoxylaceae. Gene Ontology annotation, molecular function: DNA binding; protein binding. The transcript has 4 exons. The record is from RefSeq and is a predicted model, not a curated record. Bases 222 to 2132 code for a protein of 636 amino acids.
CAGUCGCAUAAGACUUCCCUUUUUUCUAAACCGUACCGUACACAAAAAAUUGUACCAACUCGGCGCAAACUUGUCAGCCACCUCGGUGAUAAUAUGCGCACUACAUGUACUAACGUAUUAUGUAUUUAACUUAACCUAAGCAUCCGUCGUCCCCAAACAACUUCAAAGAUUUCAAAAAAGUUUCUGCUUAUAAGCGGAUCGCGUUUCGCACAGGAAAGAAAAUGGCGUCUAUCAACUCGUUACCGGACGAAAUCGUUCACCAUAUUCUACUUUACGUAUCUCCGGAAGAGACUUUAUCUAACGUCGCACUUCUAUCAAGGCGUUUCAACAGAGUCGCGCAUGAACCACUGCUAUGGAGGUGGUACUGUAAGCAUACUUUCAAGUAUUGGGAAGCCAGUCAUCACUUCAAAGAGAGGUUGAACGGCUACUUGCGCGGUACCGACUGGAGGCGAUUAUUCUUGCUGCGGCUCGGACGCAAUGCCUACAUUGCGCGUCUACUCGAUGGCAUAAUCGCUUCUCGCGUCUCUCGGUUGCAGAAGAUGGAACAGAUCUGUCUUUACGGUUACGACGCGAAAGAUUAUCUUUUAAGCCAGUGCCAGGCUCCCGAAUCUGCUAAAGACGUUUUGGCGCGAAGAUACUACUCAUGCGCUGUUCUUGACAGCAUACACCGAAGCCUUGCUAUAGACGAAUGGGCCAAGUAUCAAAAAUUCGCGGCGCGUCGCAUUGAUGAGGACACUCCAAAUAGCGAAAGAUUAAAUUGCGGCAUGCGCCUUGAGCGUGCCCUCGGCGCCUUUGAUAUGUUUAUGCUACACGAUAAUGAGGGUGAUUUGGAUGAGAUUACCGAACUGCUGGAUGAUAUCGCGUAUCGAUUCCAAAGUGCUCAUCCGUAUUUUGACGAGAUGACUACGCGUCAAAAGGCCAUCGCCCUGUCUAGAUGGUUGCGCUUGAACAAUAUGACCGGCUUAAACGAUCCUACGGAGCAAACUUAUCGUUAUCUCCGUAAUUGUCUGAUCGGCAGGGCUCUGCGAGAUGAGCGCCAUCCAUCACUGCCAAUUAUCUCCGCCGCGAUUUACUCAGCCGUAGCAUCGCGACUCGGCUUGGAGGCGUAUCCCUGUGCUUUACCUAGCCACGUCCAUGCUACAGUUUUGUCCCGGCCAGGCAUGACACUAGAUGAUCGACCCUUGGACGAACCCUCUCAACGUCAAGAGCACAUGUUCCUAGAUCCUUAUACGCUGGAAGAUGAAGUUCCUCUGGACCGGAUAAUUGAAUUUCUAUCUAGGCUCGGUAUUCACACGGGCCACGGUAACUUGCUAGACCCCACAUCCACGGAUCUUAUCGUCAUGCGCACCGCGCAAAACAUACGCGCAUCGUUCACUAGCUUCCGAACCAACGAGCGACCCCUCGCCCAAAUUAUCCCUAUGAUCGAACUCAACCGCGGCGACUGGGCUCGUAAUCUGCAGCCGGCGCUAUAUAGCAUGAUAUGGGCGAGCAUCAUGAUGGUUCCUGUGUUGCCGGAUAGCGACGAGAUACGCUGGGACUGGCAGCAAGACGUGCGCGAUCUACUCUCGGCUUUCUACGAACACUUCCCCGAGGAUGCGUGGCUCGUGGAGAAGUACGUAUGUCCCAUGUACGACACCUUCGCGGCUCCAUCGCGCCGCCGAAACAACUGGGAGCUUCCUUCGAAAGGCGUCAUGGAUCAGAUUAGGCGCAUGAGACGGGCGGACGCGUCGGUACAGCCCGCCCGUCGGCGCAGCGAUCUGGCCAAGGGUAUGAAGGUUAAGUAUCACGUCGGUCAGGUGUUUAAGCAUAAGCGCUACGAGUACCACGGCCUGAUUUUGGGCUGGACCGUCGAGGGCUCGUCUACUUGGACCGACGACUCCUUAUCCCCGACGCAGAGGCCGUGGUCUACUUACAACCAGCCGUAUUACAGGUGCAUGUCCGGUACUGACGGUUCCGACCAGCAUCUCAUCGCUGAGGAGAAUAUUGAACUAUUGGAUUUACGCGGACGUCCCGACCUGCUACCGCCGGAGAUCAAAGACCUGAUGCCCAUGGCCGGCAAGUUCUUCAAGCGCUGGGAUAGCGAGCGGGGCGUCUUCAUCAGUAAUCUGAAGGAAGUGUAUCCCGAAGACUAAUAAUAGACGACCAUCAUCUAUCUAUCUCUUUAUUUGAUCAGCUGCUGCCGAUCUCGUAUUGCUAAUAACUGGCUGUCGCGUAUUUUCCCCGCGGCGCUGGGGCACAACAAACAAACACUUUCUUUCUUAUACACAUUGCAUACGGACUUAGGUAAACUUCAAUACCCUUUUAGUCCCAAUAACACGGCUGCGGAAAUACCUACACUCCCCUUGAUACCAGUUACCUAUACCCACCAUUCUCACCUCUUACCUACUACCUCCCUAAUAUGUACAGUUAGUUAGUCGCCUCGUUGCCUUGAACCAUCCAUCACAAGCCUGCUUCGUCUGCCUUGAGCGGCGUGGGGCGUUUGGUAGGAUGAUGGGACUGUGAGUUGAAAUAAUGUAGUUAGUUAAUGUACGAUAGAAAUAACAUUGAUUAUACGAAUUAAUUGAUUACUGAGUAUUUAGCUACCUACUAAUAC